Molecule: messenger RNA, 3660 nt
Organism: Octopus sinensis (East Asian common octopus)
Lineage: Eukaryota; Metazoa; Mollusca; Cephalopoda; Octopoda; Octopodidae
Product: solute carrier family 46 member 3-like
Exons: 4
Coding region: 1340-2824 (494 amino acids)
Biological process (GO): transmembrane transport
Cellular component (GO): membrane
Molecular function (GO): transmembrane transporter activity
Source: RefSeq, a predicted model, not a curated record
AGUGAUGGUAGUCGUGGCAGCAGCCAGGACCCGGAAGUAAAUGAAGUUGUACAAUAAUGUUGCUGAUAGUUCAGGUCAUGUCCGUUUUACCAGUGCAACGAUCAAGAUAAACACGGAGUUUGAGUGGAGUGAAAGCUAGUGACAUGACACGCGGUUCCCCUCCUAGACGGAAUAUACCAGCCUCAUCUGAUUAUUUGCUGUGAUAAACGAGGGAUGAAGCAUUAAAGCAGUACAACUAAUGGGAAAUAAACAUUUCGACAGGAAAAGAAAGAAAGUAACAAUAAUUUAUAAUUAAUUUAACCAACGAAACAUAUAUUCUGAUUUUCGGAUGAUGCGCAUCUAAGUGCAGAUACAUACCCAUACAUGUAUAUAUAUAUUUAAUAUUUUCAAUUUCUGUUGGUUUGUGUUGUUAAUUAAUUUAUUUUUCAUUUAACUGGAUAUAGAUGAUCUGACAUUGUUGUAAUUACUUGAUUUGUGGAAGAAACAAGUAGCUGUUCUUUCGUCUAUGCGUAAAGAAAAGGUGCGCGUAACAGCAACUUCGAGACGUGACAAUCUUUAAAGCUUUUAUUGUCUUCUUUAUCUACCUUAUUACCUGCCGCCAAAUAUUUCUGAUUUACUGAAUAAGGACUGGCUAGAAUUGUGGCUGCGCCUUAAAAUUCAAGGUUUUUGAUCACUCAGGUAAAAUUGAAAUAAAUUUCAGAAGUAAUUAUCCGUCGUCGCACCUUUUUUUUCUUACAAUAUUUUGUUUUUAAUAUAAACGAUAUAGAUAUAUAUAUAAAAAACACCUUUACUGUCAGCUAUUUUCUUAUCGAAAUAAUUCUCUUAAUUAUAAUAAAUAUACAGAUUAUCUUUCGUUCUUAGAAAUAAUAUAUGCCGGAGUUAUUAAGACUCUAUUUAAAGAAAAAGAAACCAUUGCUCAGGUGUUCGUGAAAUGCGAGGAUUUUUAUAAGUGGCACUCAUUGCUGGCGAAAUUUCAUCCGUUAAUCUUCUUGAUAAACAAUACUUUAUAAAUAAACAUACGCAAAAUAAUCCCGAACAGACUGGUUUUAAUUUAGCACAUGAAAACAGCUGUAUUUUUCCGACGAAAUAUAUUUCAUUAUACCGUCUCUGUCUCUCAAAAACAAGUUGUACCCAGUUUUCUCCAGAAAACGAGGUAUUUCUGACUUAAACAGAAUGAUCUACUGUGAAUAUAUAUUUAUGUAUUUAUAAAAAACAAAAAAGACAUUAUCGGACGCACAUAUCUUUUUGUAUUCAAGUAAUAGUUUUCUUUUAAUAAUCUAUUUUCUUUAUUAAAUUAGAAGAAACGUUUCGAAGGUAUUGAAAAAAGAAAGGCUUAAAAAUGUGGGGUGAACUGCGAUCCUAUGUCGUCGAAAUGGUUUAUACCUGUUUUUUCCUCUCUUGGCACAUGACUUUACCACUUUUUCAAGAAUACGUUCAAGCUGAAAUCUCCAAAAAAUACCACCUUGAUACAUCGGAUUUUAAGAAAGGCAACAGUUACAGUGGCAACUUCCAUCCACCAAACACAGAUAAUAUAACAACUCCGAGCACUUCAGCUCAAGAGGAAAGUGCUAUAUCCAUUCUUAGUCUUCAGAUCGCUGAGGGUCUCCCAGCAGUUGUGUCUGUCAUUAUUCUGGGAGCCGUUGGCGAUCGUACAGGUCGACGCAAGAUCAUGAUUGUUUUACCAACCUUAGGAAUCACUGCUUAUUCUUUACUCUACAUCCUCAUUUUAUAUACAGGCUGGAAUAUCGAUGGACUUUUCAUGGCGUCAGCCCUACGAGGACUUAGUGGCAGUUCUGUGUCUUUAAUGGCUGGAUCUUCUUUUUAUGCGAUAAAUUCAGUAGCCCCAGAAAAUCGAUCAUCACGUCUUGCUGUGCAAGAAUUUAUUAAUGGCGCUACUUAUGCAAUAGGAAACAUUGUUGUGGGCGUUUGGGUUCAUUAUUCUGGGUUUCUCCAACCCUUCUGGUUUACAUUUUGCCUAUCUUUAUUUUCCGUCUUUCUCGUCGUGUUCGGCGUGGAAGAAAUACAAACAGCACGCCGCACUGAACCUUCCACUGAAAACUGUUGCUAUGACACAUUCCAACCGUUACUAAAAUUAUUCAAAUGCAAAGAUGCCGCUUUGCUGAAGAUAUGGUUUGCCAUCCUUGCUUUCCAGACGUAUGCCAUGGUUCACAUUGGACAACUUAACACAUUGGUACUUUAUCUACUCGGCAAACCGUUUGUAUGGCCAUCGGUUAAAAUUGGUAUCUUUCUAUCGGUUGGAAUGGCCUGUUCAGCUUUGGGAACAGUUCUAGCAGUACCGUUUUUACGUUACCAUGUAUCGGAUACAACUAUCGCUGCUGUCGGACUUGUAUCAAAAGCUGCCGGAACUUUAUGGAUUGGAGUCAUACAAAGUGAAGCCGUUCUCUAUUUCUCUAUUCUACUCCUUGCAUUCCAAUUACUUCCUUUUCCAAUGAUGCGUGCCAUUGUCUCUCGUGGUAUACACCCAACUGAUCAAGGUUCCCUCUUUGCUCUGAUGCAUUGUGCCGAGAGUUUGAUUCACUUCUUGUCACCUUUGAUAUUUACGGUCAUUUAUGCCAGCACCCUGAGGUUUUAUACCGGUUUUAUAUUUAUAGUAGCAGCCAUAAUAUUACUUAUACCCGCAGGAUUUACACUUGGAAUCAAAUACCUGGAUUCUAAGAUCAGUGUUGAUUACCAAGCUAUGGAAGACCGAGGUACAGAACUUGCAGCAUCUCCCAGUGUCGCCAGUAGUUCGAACUUUGAUGACUUAGCUUCUCUUGCUUCUUCACAAAACAAUGCUCCAAUCAGUACAAUUUCAGUCUCUUAGUCAACGACAAUCUUCAAAUUUGUUUUCUUUAUAUUCUGCAGAAGUACUUUAUUUAUAUUGUUUUAUUCAAUUUGAGAAAUUCCAAAUUUUUGUAAUGUUUAUUUUUGUGUAUGAGCCUACACUUUCUUUAUUUACUUUACCUUUUAAUCACCUUGCUCAAUCUAGCUACCAAAAAUCACCCUCCCCCAAUUGACUCCCUAGAAGUGGGGCCACACAUUUGAAGUGUGAAAUUUUAGACCUGUGUGUCCCCCAAUAGAGACAGGCUGCUCACAGAAAGAAAUGUCAGCAGACUUUUGUUUGAUUGUUUAACUCUGUUGUACCAUAUGCUCAGUAGGGUACCCACAGCAACCAUCUUACCUCUUACCCACCUGCAGAGAUCUGUUUGUCACAUUUAAGAGAGACUACUGAAAAAAAAUUAAAAGGCCCCCAGCAGCAACAAUAAUGGUAACACAGCUCACUCAUCUGAGAAACACAUGCCAAGAUUACGUUAUACAGAAAUUACAUAAGAAAAAGUAUAUUCUUAAUGAACUACCAUCCAAAUAGCUAUGUGUAUGCAUACACACAUAAAUAUAUGUGUGUACACAUAGCUACUAAUAUCACUACAUAGUGUUACUAUUGAAUUUACUAUGCCUACAAAAUAUAGCAUCAAUUGAUGUUGAGUUCGAAAGGAGGAGUUACUUACCAAAUAAUGAUUGCAUGUUUUAUGAUAAUUUCCUUCACUUUUAGUUUUAUUUAUAUUUAAGGUUUUCUAAAUUUGUUUUACUACUUACUUUAUAUAAAUAUUGUACAUAUGUACAUUCUUGCACACAUAUAUUUGUAAGUGAUACUAACAGGAA